CUGACAAGUGGACUGAGCCAUGUUCCUACGUCGCUAAGACCGGCAAUAAUCCAUCUAAGGUUCCUCAAGAACAAAUCCUCCACUGUGUGGGUAACCGAGGGGUGAUAACCGCCGUCAAACCUGUUUCAGCACCUGAUAUCAUUUUGUUGACUGACUUAAUCACCUUUUUUCACAACUAACCUCAAAUUAUUAGUGUGAACGAUAUUUAUCGUCAACAUUUCGCACAAAAUUGCGAGUUAUUGGCUUUAUCUCAGUAUAUGUCUAUCCACGUAUAACUAGAUAUCAUUUAGAAUCUGUUAUUUUCUGUGUGCUAGCAGAUCUGCUUGUAUGGUUUGUCAUGCUAUGUAGACCAUACUCAAAACUAAUUGCUUGGGGACUUAUUGAGCAUUCACAAAAAUUACCGGAGGUCGAAUGCAUAGUUAUUUAAAUUACAUUAAUCAUGACACCUUGACUCUGAAAUAUCUUCUAGUUAACUCAUACUGUGCUGAUAAACAGGAUGCUAACAAUGGGCAUGUAGUUUAGGGAAGUUCGUGGCUGUGCUCGCUUGUAAUAUGAUUUAAGAAAAUUACAAGUUUUCAUUUUAAAAAUAUCCCUUUUAGUAUUUAUAGAUGGUUAUUAUUUAAACCGAUAAUGUUCCGAAGUCUAUAUAUUUAGCAAAUUUUAUCCAGGAUUAUCGUAUUGAUUCCUUUUAAUUCUACUCCUUAGUAAAUGAUCUUUCACUCAGUGACUAACAAAUGGGGGAAUUGUGUGAUACCGGUCUUUUUCUUUGUUAACAUGAUCCAUUUCUCAGCCUGGCUUGGUAUUAUUCUGGGUGUGUCAUGCUUUGUAUUGGGAUAUUCAUAUUCACUUUUUUAUUUGCAACCACUAAUGAGUGGGUCAAGUUCUACUCAAUUUAAACACGCAAUCCAUGUUUAUAAAAAUCAAAUACAGCAAAACAAUGAACUUGGCUCUUCUUUUUCUGUCUAUUAUCGUGGGGAACAUGUUGUCGAUGCGAUUGGAGGUUAUGUUGACAAACGAUUUCGACUGCCAUGGGUAACUUCAACUAUUAGUCAACUGUUCACUGUGUCUAUGGUUGUUGUUCCUUUCUCAUUCGCUAAGUUGUACCAAGACGAACUUCUGGAUAUUGAAUCUUCGAUACAACAUUAUCUUCCCCAGUUCGUGGUUGCCAAUGUCACUGUAUCUGAUUUACUCACGCAUCAGUCCGGUUUUCCAUACUUUGUAGGUCAUUCAUCCCUAGCUAAAUGGAGAGAUGACCAUAGGAAUGCUCUAAACGAUAUCACUAACCAGAUACCUCCUGUCCCACCACGAACUCAAGUGUUUCAUCUACACUCAUUGGCCUUAUUGGCUGAUGCAAUCGUGCGCAAAGUAGACCACAAGAAACGGACACUGGCACGUUAUUUCAUGGAAGAAAUCGCAUGGCCUCUUGGUUUAGAUAUGCUUAUUGGAAUUCCACGUACCCAACUAUAUCGUGUUGCACGAACAUAUCACGCCGACGCUUUAAGUGUACUUAGCGCCAUUUUACAUCUGGACGUGGCAUAUCCGUGGACAAAUUUGGUCACUGCUGGUUGGCUUCCGUAUUCAAAAGAGCGAAAUAAGGUGUUGAACGUGUUUAAUGAUUAUGAGCUUUAUUAUAAUUGGAAUCCUGAUCUUUUGGAAAUCCCACUGGUUUCAUCACACCUGUUCACAAACGCACGAAAUUUGGCUCGUCUGUUUACUCUUUUGGAAAAUUCAGUAGAUAAAUUAACAAAUGCGACUGUAUCAGACACUGCACAGUUCGUCUUCAAAAAGUCGAUACGAAAUUGGAUGCUACAGGUUGUUAACACAUCUUCUUAUGAUCCAGUUCUUCAUCGAUAUUUGAAACUCAGUUCGGCAGGCUUUAUGGUCACUAAUUCACCAAAGAAUACUUUAAUGUUUGGCAUGUGGGAUGAUAUUCUUGGUCAAGGAGUUUUUAUUGACCCUCAGUUACAACUAACAUGGGCGUAUGUGACAAAUCAUGCACAUGCUCGAUCUCUUAACAAGGAUUUUAUUUUAAAUUCUUUGGUUAAUUCUGUUUAUUCUUGCAUCAAGGAAUAGUCUCAGGUCUCUUAGCAUUCAUUGGAAAAAGACUGGUGCAAUAAGUCAUUCAAUAUUAUGAGAUACUUUUUAAAGAUAUAAGACAAAUUAGUGUCUUUGAAAUUCAUUUGAAGAAUCUAUAUAUUUUUUUAAAAUUGAUCACGUUUUAUAUGAUCUAUUGAAGUUAAUUGUUGCAUUUAAACUUGAUAAAUAAAUAAAAUACCUUUUUAUUUUUCG
Schistosoma bovis is the source of this 2289-nucleotide messenger RNA. The record is from the annotation of a GenBank genome assembly. NCBI's taxonomy places the organism in Eukaryota, Metazoa, Platyhelminthes, Trematoda, Strigeidida, Schistosomatidae.